Molecule: messenger RNA, 2658 nt
Organism: Perkinsus marinus ATCC 50983
Lineage: Eukaryota; Perkinsozoa; Perkinsida; Perkinsidae
Product: protein phosphatase 2c, putative
Exons: 22
Coding region: 23-2245 (740 amino acids)
Biological process (GO): protein dephosphorylation
Molecular function (GO): cation binding; protein serine/threonine phosphatase activity
Source: RefSeq, a predicted model, not a curated record
AGGCUUAAUCGUUACACUAAGUAUGGCCCCUAGAAGUAGGUCGAGGUCUCGGGAAGCAUCAAAUAGGAGGCGUCACUCUAGACAGAGUUCAUAUGAUGAUGGGAAGACGAGAGAGCAUGAGCCUCGUGCCCGACGACGUGAUCUAUCACUGGGAAGGAGGUCACCCUCUCCUAAGCAUACCAGUAGUAGUGCCAAGAGGUCCCGUCGUCGAUCCUCUAGUGUGGACAGAGCAGAGCACCGCCAUAGAGGAAAUAGAGAUGGAUCGCGACAUCCGAGGAGAAGGAGAAGUCGAUCUCGUGAUGGCAGCCCUGGUAGACGACGAGACCAUGCUCGCUCACCAAUAGGGCGCAAGAGUAGAAGCCGUAGCGGCAGUCGUGGACGUUAUGAGGAGGAUAGACGUCGUCAUCAUCGCGGGUCCCGACGCUCUAGAAGUCCACUAUCGGAUAGUAGACCUCGGGGGGAGAGGAGGGAUUCUGAUGAUGAGGAUGUUCAGAGGAAGGGAGAGGGGUCGACGAAGCAUCGUAGGCAUCAGCAACCAGUGGUGCCUCCCACCAAGUCGAAUGAAUAUGAAAGGAUUAGUGCAUCGAGUGGUUGGUGGAUGCAUAAGGGUGGUCAUUGGCGUUGGCAUCAAGAUACUAACAUGUACUUCAAUGGAGAUGAUAACCAGUAUUAUCAUAUAUCUUUGAGUACUGGGCGGUGCCGUCUUAUACGGGAUAAGGCUGAUCCUUUAUUUGAGGAGAUGCAGAGGUGUGAACGGGAGAGGGCUAAAUCACUGGAAGAGGCUAAGACGUCAUCUAAAGUCGAUCCAGACUUUGUGGAUUGGGAAGAGGCACAGAAGCUAGCAUCAGGGAUGAAGAAAUCCCUGGAGGAGAGGUCAUCAAUUAGUGAGAAUGCUGUUACCAACGAUGUAGUAAAUGAUGAUACUAGUUCUCCUACAGCAGCUGUUCGGAAGACGGCAUCACUAAGAGAUUACAAGAUCGGUAGAGUUGCUAAGUUCGACCAAGCACGUGGGUUCGGCUUCAUAUACCGAAGCUAUGAAGACUCUCCAUCACCAUCACAGAAGCACCACUUUGAGGACGAUGAGGUACUCUUUGUUCAUCGUAAAGGCAUUGCUGGUAGUACUCUAGACAAACCCCUUAACUUGGACCCAGGCGCACCUGUGAGGUAUUUGGUGUCGUCGGAGAGGGAAUCAGCAGCAGCGGUGAGCUCUACCAAGACGCGAGACCAAGCAGUAGAUGUCAGCAUGCUCUCUGAUCCUACUGAUGUUGAUAGUAUUCUUCCGAUACACGAUCCGGAGCAUUGCUCCGACCCUAAUGAUUCCAAGGCUGCUAAACUGUCCAAUAGCCUCUUAUCUCAUGGUGAGAGUUGGCCUGGCCUGAAGAAGACUCUCCAAGAUAGGACCAUCGUUGGUGCUAGUCUGGAUGCAUUUGGUAUGCUCUAUGGUGUAUUCGAUGGUCAUGGUGGCUCGAGUGUUGCUGAUAUAUUGGUAAAGGAAAUGCCUAGGAAGUUGCUAUUCCAGUUCAAAGCGGCGCAGCUACAGCCUACCUCACCAUCGGUGGAUAUCGCAGCGGCGAUCACUGCAGCUUUCCAACAGGUCGAUAAAGACAUCUUGGAUAGUUGUGAACGGAAACCCCAAUUACAGCCCCAGGGAUCUACUGCUACUAUAUUCAUAGUCAAUGCCGUCCUGUGCCGCGAUGGUAGAGCUAUAGUCCUCACUCGGGAUCAUAACCCAGACGAUCCUAUCGAGAAGUCAAGGGUAGAGAAGGCUGGGGGGCAGAUAAUGCUGGUCCAGGGAGUUGCUAGAGUGUGCACCUCUAAAACUAAGAGGGUCAUGCAGGGCUUGGCUAUGACUCGUAGCAUUGGGGACUACUUUUUCAAACGCCCUCAUGCUUUAUCAAUCCCCGAUCCGGAUGUUCAAAUACUACCAUUGGAUCAGAAGGAUUGCUUUGUCCUCUUGACGAGUGAUGGUAUAUUUGAGAAGACUAUGACUAAUGACCAGGCUAUAGCAUUAGCAGCGGAGAGACUGAAAGCAGAGGGCCCAGAGGGUGCAGCUAAAGUUGUCAUACGAAAUGCGUACAGCCAAGGUUCGGAGGAUAACCUAACUUGUAUAUGCGUGCAAUUUGAUUGGCAUGAUACUAAAUCAUUGGAUGUAAUGCUAAAGCGAGCGAAGGCUAAUGCUACAUCUGCUAUCGUCCCUAUACCCUCAACAGCUGUGGAGGAUGAUAGUUUUGAUAUGUUUGCUUGACAAUGGAUAGUGUAUUGGAUAUCAAUGGUGGUUUGGCAUAAUGGUGAUCUUUGGCAUCUGGACAAGUCUACCACUAGUACUACUUAUUCUAUACGGGCUCAUUGCAUUGGAGGAGUGGCGUGGGCACAGUUUUCCUCUACUCCAGCGCCGCCCGCCCUUGCCACUACUGCUGCUGCUGUUGGAGCCCUAUCGGAUGACGAUAAUAAAAUGACUUGAAGCCAUGCCGAUCAUUGUUACGUUACCAUUGUAUAGUUAUCCCCUGUAUCAUCUCCUGGCCAGUAUUCUCUAUUGGAAGCCAAUCCUUACUAUGUUGGUAGUGAUGAUAGUGGUAGUGGUGGUUGGAGUAUUAUUAUCACAAUAUACUAUUACUAUAUCCUAUGCGGCCCUGGGAAUGAUCUACGAUGCUCACCAAU